GUUGAUAACAACUGUUUUUAAAUUUUGCAUGUUUUUAAAUUCACUGUUAUUAUGUUUUGAACGUAAAAAUUCAUUUCGAAUCGUAUGCAAAUUAAAUUAAAGUGUAACCUCCUACCAAACAAACAAAUAUAGCUUCAAAUUCUCCAAUAAAUAUUUCAACAACAAACUCCCAGACUCUUCAACAAAAUGCCUCAAGUACCGCCAUGCCUCAGCCGUCGCUACGAGGCCAUGGACCAACUGGUCUCCGAGCUGACCGGGUCUACAGAAGACACCUCCGGGGAGCCACCUGAAGUCAUCCAGGACCCGGCCAUCAGGCUCAUGUGUGACCUGUGGCUUGUUAUGAAGGAGAACCCUGAUAUUGAUGUCGUGGAAGCACUACAGAAAUGCAAACAGGAAGCUGCCAAGAAGUGCCCCGGUAGACAGAGGCCCGUGUCCCUCUACCCGUGUGCUGCCAACCCCGCAUGUGACUUGCAGGGCCAGAGGAAUCCGGCCGAGGGAGUCAGUAGGGGGAGGAUAUGCUCUGGAAAGUUGGCGUGUCGUCGAUUCAAUCAACCAGACAAAAGGGAAGACCUCACUUCUGACCAGGGUGACAGUCAGGACAGAGUGGCUCCGAUCAGCAAAGUACUCAAUAAUUUAAAUGCCGUAACAGAAAUGAAUAAAAAGUUUCAAGAGCAAUUGGAAGAUGUAGAGCAGACUGAGAAACAACUGGAGGACAAGAUGAAGCAGCUAGAGGAUAAGGAAAGGGAAGGCCUGGAAUUGUUGAAGGAAGCCGAUUGUAUGUGGAACUGCAUGGAGUCAGCUUACCAGCAGAAACUGAAAGAGAGCGAGGAUAAACAGAGUCAGUUGAUAGAUGAGGUUCAUAAAAUUGAAAAAACAAUAUCCAAAUGGCGCAGAGGAUACAGAGAUUUAGAAUUACAAAUGAAAAAAGUUGGCAAGGUUGAAAAAGAAAUUGAAGAAAAAAAACUAAAAAGAGAAAAUGAUAUAAACUGUCUUAAUCUCGAAAUAGAAAAUCUCAAAAAGCAAAUAAAAAAAGAUGAUACAGCUAUAGAAGCAUCAAAAAAGGCAUUUGAAAGCAAAAAGAAGGCUUGUGAUGAAAAAGUAUCAACGUUUACUAAAAAAACUGCAGCUUUAGAAAAAGAAUUAGCUGAGGAAAUAAGGAAUAGAAAACAAGCUGAUAUUGAAGGCCAGAAAGAAAUAAAAGCAGCACGAGAUGAACUUAAUAAUUUGUCCAAGAAAUUACUUGAAAAGAAGCUUGCUAAUCAAGAUAUUCUAGCUGAGUAUGGGGCGCUUAUGAAGGAUGUAGAGCUACUAAAAGAGAACAAAGAACUUUGCAAGCAGCGUUGCAAAAGCAAAUCUGAAGCUAUCGAUAAGGAGCUCCAAGAAAUCGAGGAAGAGAUGGCGAAUUUCACCAUACAAUGCAGUCGAUGUCAUCAAACUACCGAUACUGAUGAUGUUAGGAAAUUCUGUACAGAUUGUCCAAGAUGUCUUAAAGAAAGAUCGUGCUAUGUUGAACAGGGGGUUUGCUGCCCCGAUUCUGGAAGUGACUGUGUGUGCAUGAGUGUAAAAGAAAAGUUCAUCGGAAACGUUUUUGAAAACAUGUGUUCAUACCUAGAAGCCAAAUCAAAAAGUGCUUCAAGCCAAAACGUAGCUGAUACGGUUUUAGAUUGUCUGAAAUCAAGUUUGAAUGGAAAACUAAAUAAUGAAACUAAAGCUUUGUUAAAAGAUUUUAUUAUGUCUUCGUUGAAGAAGAAUUUGAAUAGUAUUAUAAUUGGUGGAGCCGUGAAAACUAGAUGUGAGAUGGAUUUAGAGACCUAUAAUCAAUUAAUGCUGUGUUUGAAGCAAAUCAAUGUUUCGCCGGCUUCAAAAGAUGAUAAGGGACAAUCUAAACUGGCGCCAUGUCCGCGCUGGGGCGGCUCCAGUGAGUGUCAGUGCAAGAAAUCAGGCAAAUUGUCCGGUUGCCCGUGCGCCAAGAAAGCACCACCACCUACAUUUGCGCCUUGUCCUCCGACUAAAGGGCAAACCUGCAAGAACACAAAGAAGAUAGUCUGUGAUACGACGUGCUGUAUAGACGAAGGUGAAGAUGAUGAGCCUGAACCUUCGUGCGAUAACAAGAAAUGUUCUACCUCCUUCAAACACACCAUGAGAGCUGCACAAUGCUCUCUGGAUAUAGAUGCUCUGCCAGUAGACCCCAUUGCGGAUAGUUUAAAUCAAGCUGAGAAAGAGGACCAGACCAAUUAUUGUUUUUCGCCCUUUGAGGUGGAACACCAGCUUCAAGGAGACACGUUACAUUUGAUAAAAGAUGUAAUGAAAGCAACUAAUACUGAAAUAUCAACAAUCGAUAAAACUUUACCAAGCGAUGCAGGAACUAAAUCGUACGCAACAAAAUUUGCCCUUAUGGAUUCAAGAGGAACAGCCACAGAUUUUUCUGCAGAGUCAACAAAUCUUAAUGUUUCUUUGGAUAAAUAUGUAAAUGCACCUUCUGUAAUUGGAUCAGAAACAUUGCUAUCUGUGACAGCAGAUUUGAAAAAUUAUGAUGUUGUGGCGAUAGCACCAAUAGCUGAAAAACGCAACGAUACAGAAAACAACAUUUCUGUGAAAGGUAACACCGAAGAUAAUGAUCAUAGAAUGGAUCCUAAGUUUCUCCCAAAGCAGUUUUCCAAUAACGAAAUUGUAGGAUAUGGUCCAGGAAAAUCUAGCCUUAAGGAAAUAUUUCAUAUAACGAAAGAUCCUUUUGAUUCAAAGCAGAUAUCUGAAUCUGUCAAGAGCAUUGAUACACCAAUUCCAUCAAAACAAACAGCGAGUGACAUGUCUCAAGAUGUAAAACAAAAUAAUGUGCUGAAAAUAAGUGUGCAUCCUACUCCAUAUAACAAGAAAAAAUUGUCAACCAUUGAUAAUUUUCAUCUAACUAAUCACCCUACAGUUUUAAGAACAACGCCAUCUAGAAAUUACUUAAUAAUAUUGGAUAAAGAAUUUGAAAAAGAAAGCAGUCAAUUAAUUGCAGACUUUAUUGGUGAAGAAAAUAAACGUGUGGUUGAAAUAGUAGAUGUGAAAGAAUCUGAGAUCUGCUUGAUACUAAAAGAUGACGAUGAUGAUGUUUCGAAUGUAUCGAUUAAUGAUGUUAAUAAAGCUUUACUUGUGAUAACUGCUUGUGGAAAUAUAAAGUUAUCAGUCCACGCACGUCGCCCUACAUAUGAAUUAGAUGAAAAAUCUUCAAGACAAAAAUAUAACAUGCGAUCACCUGUUUUUAAGGAAGUGUUAAAUCAAUACGUACAGGAUUCUAAAUCUAUAGAAGAAAUAUCUGACAUAGAUUUGCAAUUACUCAAUAAUGGAGUACAAAGGCUGAGAUCAGAAAGGUCCCGUUCAACGUUUGUUGGAGAUGACCCAGAUUUAGUUACCAUAUUUAUGAAAGAAAAAAAUACUAAGCGCUCAUUUUCGACAUUAAUAAGUAGACUUUCAGAAGAAGUUAUUGACAUGAAACAUUCUACACAUUUGCUUGAUAGUAAUCAGUCUCCAAAAGAUGAGGCAGUUUCCACUAUGUGUGAUAAAACCUGUAAUAGUGCCAAAUGUGAAUGUAGGUAUUUAGAGCUAGAUACCUCUGAAAAUUCUCCCGAGCGUUUUUCAUCAAUAAUAAGCGAUGAUGACUGCCGGUCUAUAACUCUAAGGAAUGCUAUUAAAAGUCAAUGUGGAUGUCGAUUUAAUGAAUCUGGAAACCCUAGUUUCAAUUUCAACCAACAAUGUUUUCAUGUCAAUGUAGACCAAUCAUGUAAAAAUUUCAACAAAAAAUCUCCAUCCACGAGAGUUGCCUUUAAAGAUUUCUGUAGCAAGCUCGAUAGCGGUAAAAGAUUUCCUCGUAUUUUGGAGUGACUAAGUAAGUAAGGAGCUUUUAUUUGGUGUUUGUUAUGUUUCAUAACGUUUGUAAUUUUUUGUGU
Molecule: messenger RNA, 3929 nt
Organism: Plutella xylostella (diamondback moth)
Lineage: Eukaryota; Metazoa; Arthropoda; Insecta; Lepidoptera; Plutellidae
Source: RefSeq, a predicted model, not a curated record